UCUUCCUUAUGACCGGCGAUAGUAAUGCCCUUGGACUUGGUUGCCCUUUCUCCCCCUUACUGUGUCAGCCGCGAGCUGCCGGCGGGCGGCGAAUCCUCAGAAGAAGUCUCUCUGCCGUCAUCUUACCAUCUCCUCUUCGCUUCUCGGCCACUGCUCAACGCCUAUCUCGGAUUCUCCGGUUCCCUUCCGUACAAAUGGCGUCGUAUCUCAACGACGUUCGAUCAACUGCUCCGAUCGGUCAACCGGAGCUCCAUCAACUAAACGACGAAUCCGAUUUUGAAAGGCUCCUCUCUCCCGACGGCGGCUAUAUCUCCGUCUGCGGCUUUGGCUCUCUCCUUUCUGAGGCGAGCGCGAGGAGUACAUUCCCCUAUCUCAUCAACUUCAGAAUUGCGAGAUUGAAAGGCUUUCGACGCGUCUUCGCUCACACUGCUGCGGAUUUCUUUGAGAGCGGCAUCGCCAAACCAGAGACAAAGGAAAUUUCAAGCUUAAGUGUGGAGCCUUGUGAAGGUGAAACCUUGGUUGUCACUGUUUUUGAGAUUCAAAGAUCAGAGAUUCCAUCUUUUAUUGAGAGGGAACACGAGUUUCGAUUUGUAGCUGUCCUGCCUGAAACACUGGACGGGAAGCCGUUCAGUAAUCCAGCAGUCCUUUGUGCUCGUUCCAGUGAUGAGGAAUAUUUCAAAAUUAGAUGCAAAGGAAGCAAGGAGAUAUAUUUCCAGCGAUAUGGACGGUAUAACAUCCAUAAAAUUUGGCAAGAUGACAUCUUACCUUGCCACGUCUAUCUUCGGCAUUGUGUGUUGGCAGCAAAGAAUCUGGGUGAUGCAGCUUACAACAAUUUUUUAGAUCACACUUUUCUUGGGGACAGAAAAACAACCAUCCGUGAGUACCUCGCAACUACAGGCUCAGGCAUCAUGGAAGAGGAGCCUCCUGAAGCCCUCAAGACUCUAUACGGUGGCUGAUGCCAACAAUUCCACAGAUUACAAUUAGCAGCAAAACUUGGAAUUUUCAGGGAUGAGUCUUUCUCUCUCCUAAUGUCACAUAAAUAUUGAGGCAAAAAAAGCAGGGAAACUUGUAAAUACAGAUCACCCAGCAUUCACUUAUGAAAAAUUGGUCAGACACUGGUAGAGGGCAUUGUGACCUCCUAAAAACUGCUUGUGAAUUGUCACUCUUUGCUUCUGGGUUGAGCCCAUUAUUUUCCCAUAUGGGUUAAUGACAAUUGCAAAUGAGACAACAUGUGUGUAAUAUGAUUGUUGGUAUUUAUUUUGUAGCUUUCGGACAAUGUCUUUCGAUUCGAUCAUGAUUGCAAUUAUCCGCAGAUUGCCUCCUGUGCUUUCAUGUUUU
Molecule: messenger RNA, 1338 nt
Organism: Malania oleifera
Lineage: Eukaryota; Viridiplantae; Streptophyta; Magnoliopsida; Santalales; Ximeniaceae
Exons: 8
Coding region: 9-956 (315 amino acids)
Source: RefSeq, a predicted model, not a curated record